Telopea speciosissima is the source of this 1562-nucleotide messenger RNA. RefSeq names its product F-box/LRR-repeat protein At3g58900-like. The record is from RefSeq and is a predicted model, not a curated record. Lineage: Eukaryota; Viridiplantae; Streptophyta; Magnoliopsida; Proteales; Proteaceae. Gene Ontology annotation, molecular function: protein binding. The coding region runs from base 17 to 1468 and encodes 483 amino acids. The transcript is spliced from 4 exons.
AAGAACCAGUGUGGAUAUGGAGUUUAUUAGUGAUCUACCGGAUUCAAUUUUGAGUCACAUUCUCUCUUUUCUUCCUACCAAAGAUGCUAUGAAGACGAGCUUUUUAAGCAAGAGAUGGGAAUCUUUAUGGACUUCUGUUCCACUUAUUGAUUUAGACGAGAGAUUGUUUAUCCGACGUCGUCUCGAGUUGAAGCAUAAUCUCUAUGGAGUUAAUUUUCAGGAGCAGAAGAAAUUUGCUGAUUUUGUUGAAAGGUUUAUUGCAUUUCAUGGAUCCUUGAAUGUACAGGAGCUUCGGCUACGGUUCGAUAUUGGAAGGUAUCUCAAGUUUUCUUCUCGUGCCGAAAGGUGGGUUCGUACUGUGAUGACUAGUGAUGCUAAGAUAAUUGAUAUAGAUUUCUCUGGUAAAACCUUGGAUUGGUCAGAUUUGGAUAAAAAUAUGUACAUUUUGCCUCCGUGUGGUUUCCCAUCCAGAUCAUUGACGAUUUUAAGAUUAAGAUUUUGUGAGUUUAUAUACUUGCAGAACACUAGCUUUGUGUCUCUGCAAACCCUAGUUUUGACAGCGGUAAAAGUAUCUAAUUCCUCAGUUAAUGCUCUGAUAUGUUCUUCUCCAUGCCUAGAAAAAUUGCAUCUUGAGUGCUGCUAUGUUCCCGUGUAUUUUCUAGUUGAAGCUCCUGUAUCACAUCUCAAGUGCAUGGUGGUUAAUAACUGUGUUACUCCAGGACGUAAAUUCAUUGAACAUUUCUCUUUAAGUAUUCCAAGCCUUCAGAGCUUUAAGUUUAAGGGGAUUAUAAAUGACUUCUCUGUGAAGAACUUGUGGAAUCUGAUUGAAGUUGAGAUUGAAGAGCAAAAUGUGUACAAUGGGUUUCAAAAUCAUGAAUACCGCAUGGUAUGUAAGCUAUUCAAUGAGCUUCGUCAUGUCCAGUUUCUAACACUAACUAACUGGUUUCUCGAGGUUUUUGACGAUGAGCAACAAAGUGAUGAUGACCUGGUGAUCAAUUUAAACAAUCUAAAGCAUUUAAACCUGAAGAUGUGGUUAGCAAGUGUUGAACUCUGGGGUCUAGCUACAUUGUUGAGCCUCUCAUGUAAUUUGGAGACACUAUCUAUAGACAUUGGUGAGCCGGGAGAUACGGAUGCUUCAGACAUGUUAGUUAUGUCAAUUCUCGAAGAAGAUACUUUCUGGGAAGAACUGACAAUGCCUUUUAAUUUUUUCCUUCAUCUGAAAAAGGUUGAGAUCAAGGGCUUUGAGGGGCGAGGCAAUGAAAUAGAAUUUGUAAAAUUUUUGCUAAAAAAUUCAGGAGUUUUGGAGAAGAUGUUUAUUUCUAAUGCGGAUUUGACAGCAAGAUAUGGAAAGUAUAUGAACCAAGGCUACAAGGAAAUACUGGAAAAGUUACAAGCGCAACAGAAUUCCAGUCAAAACUUUUUGGUUCUUCCAAAAGCUUCACCUUGUGUUGAAAUAGUACUCUCAUGAGACAGAUUUCCACAGAUGCCAUUUUUGUUCCAAGUUGCCUAGUCCUUGAAUCUUUCUUAGAUUUCCUAUUUUCCUUUUCUUCUUCCACCCCCCC